AUGCUUGACCUUGCAGGUAACAUUGUUCUUGAACUCUCCAAAGAUAAACACAAUGCCAGCUUCAUGGACAGACAGCUCAUCCAGUUCCAGAACUCAGUCAGCCGAGUGGAGAACGAACUAAGUGGCCAGAUCCGCUACCUUACACAGGUAGCGACUGGUCAGCCACAUGAAGGUUCUACCUAUUCAGCCAGGAAGGACUGUCAGAUGGCACUGAACCGAGCCGAGUAUGCCAAGGUCAAACUGGGAGAACUGGGACGCACCUGUGAAGUCAUGCUGGAGCAGCAGCAGCAGACAUGAGAGUCAGCCGGUUGCUGGGAUUGAGAUCAGUGUGCUUGGACUGGCACAGCACUUUCAGAUACCUAAUGCUACAGCACUUCUCUGUAUUCCCCACGUGUGUCACAGCCCUUCUCACUUUUAUUAAAAUGCUGACGUGUCUCAACAAAUGUAAACAAAAACUCAAGGAAAGAAAAAAGUGUUUUUGUACUGGGGCCUGUGUAUGUUGUGUUUCUGAUUUUGUAAUCAGUUUACGGAGCAGGUCAUAUGUAGAAACUGUCGAUACUUUUAAUAAAACAACGAAUCAUCUUUGGGGGAAAAAC
This is a messenger RNA of Pundamilia nyererei, 596 nucleotides long. RefSeq names its product mediator complex subunit 11 (gene med11). The transcript has 2 exons. Gene Ontology annotation, molecular function: transcription coregulator activity. Gene Ontology annotation, cellular component: mediator complex. Gene Ontology annotation, biological process: regulation of transcription by RNA polymerase II. The record is from RefSeq and is a predicted model, not a curated record. NCBI's taxonomy places the organism in Eukaryota, Metazoa, Chordata, Actinopteri, Cichliformes, Cichlidae. Bases 1 to 297 code for a protein of 98 amino acids.